AUGGGCCCCUGUACCGCCUCCUCAUGCUGCUGCCAGGCCCGUAAUCUGCCAUGGGCCCCUGUACCGCCUCCUCAUGCUGCUGCCAGGUCCAGAGUCUCUCAUGGGUCCCUGUACGGCCUCCCAUUGCUGCUGUCUCCAUCGCCACACUCUGCCAUGUGCCAUUCAGGUCUCCUCACACUGCUGGUGGGUGUUCCAUUUUUUGUCAUAGGGUGCUGGCAGAUUACGGGCCUCCAUUGCUGCUGCCAGGCCCGUGUAAUCUGCCAUGGGCCCCUGUACCGCCUCCUCCUCAUGCUGCUGCCAGGCCCGUAAUCUGCCAUGGGCCCCUGGGUCCCCUCCUCAUGUACGGCCAGGUCCAUUGCUGCUGUACGGCCUCCCAUUGCUGCUGUCUCCAUCGCCACACUGCCAUGUGCCACUUUCAGGUCUCCUCACACUGCUGGUGGGUUCCAUUUUUUGUCAUAGGGUGC
This is a messenger RNA of Staurois parvus, 464 nucleotides long. NCBI's taxonomy places the organism in Eukaryota, Metazoa, Chordata, Amphibia, Anura, Ranidae. The record is from the annotation of a GenBank genome assembly.